This is a messenger RNA of Debaryomyces fabryi, 1503 nucleotides long. RefSeq lists its product as uncharacterized. The transcript has a single exon. Bases 1 to 1503 code for a protein of 500 amino acids. The record is from RefSeq and is a predicted model, not a curated record. Lineage: Eukaryota; Fungi; Ascomycota; Pichiomycetes; Serinales; Debaryomycetaceae.
AUGAAAGACAAUAGCUCGCCUAAAACAACUAGUAUUUCUGAAAAAUAUGAUCGUAAACAAUAUAGCACACUUUACGAAUUGUAUCAUGAUAUCAAGGUAGUAGCUUCGUCUAGAAUUCAAAAGCAUAAGGUUGGAUCAGCUAAAUAUAAGGAUAUUGAUUUUUUCUACAAAUUUACUACCGAAUUAUUUUUAAGAGAAUCUAGUAGAUUAAGUCUUGCACUUUUCCACACAAAGAAAGAAGAGGAUGAUGUACUGGAGCCUUCUGAGUUAGAGACCCAAUUAUCAGAAGACUUUAAUAAAAUUUCUAUGAGCUAUAACUUGACAAAUGGUGAAGUGAUAACGUUUAUUUAUAAAUCUGAAGAACCAUCUAAUUCGAUAUCAACCCUCCCAAAUGCCUAUCAUAGUCCCUAUCCUCAACCACAACAACCACCUCAUCAAAUCAAGCAACCCUUAUUUUCAUCGUUGACAGGUAAAUCAAAUUUGGACCCUCGUUCUACUAUUGUACCAGAUCCAUUUCUCCUUUCAAAGGUUAUUCCUUUGAAUAGAAAUGCCACACGUAAUAACUCCACAUUAGAAUCAUUAUCACCUUCAAUUUCCAAGAUUCCACCACCUACAACUCAACAUACUGAAAUAUUAUCCAACUUCUUCCAUCCAAAUUGGUACACAAUCCACGUUCCAACUUGGCUUACGUAUAAAAGUAAGACUUUAAAGCCACAAGUUGCAUCCAGUCUAUUGAAGAAUCAACGUGAAGAUGAAUUACGUCUAGUAACUAGGAAUGAUGGUUCUGUGAUGUCUUUUGCUCCAACAGUGGAUCUGAAAGUCUCUGUUGUGUCAACAGAAUUGAAAGGAAAUAUUUGGUUGAAUCAUCUUGGCUUUCAACAAAUACAUGAUAUAAAAAAGAAAUAUCUUGAGAACAUUAAUAACAAUACAGGUAUGGAUGUUGAUGUCGUUCCAGAUGGCGAGGAUAAAAACAACGAAGAUGAUGUAAAACCCACAGUCAGUGGUGAUAAAGGUGAUAUUGAAAUGAAAGAUUCCAAUGAUAAAGAUGCUGAUUCCUUGGAACGUAAAGAAAUUAAUGUUGCCGAUUUGGUUCAAUGGGAUCCUUCGAAAAUCGAAGAAUUAGAAUCUAUAAAAGAAGACAAGGAAACUAUAACCAAAUCUCCCCGUGAUUUGCAAAAGCUCAUUUCUACCAACUUAUUAAAGUUAAAUAAAUUACGCCAAGAAAGAUACUUACGUAGUAAUCCAACAAACUUGUUGGCACCCUCCAAAAACGAAAUCAAAUUAUAUAAUAAAGUUUCAAAACUUAUUACGCUAUCAAUUGAAUUAAAUAAUGUUAAUACUGGAAGCCUUGACCUUAGCUUCAGUAAGAGAUUACCAGUAUUAAUGAGUGAAUAUGCUGGUACUCUACCAGGACUUCCACCAUCCAAAUCUGUCGGCACUACCGGUAAAUCUACAAGGUUGCCUAGUAUUAGAGGACCAUACAAAAAGAAGAACAGACAUUGA